This is a messenger RNA of Striga hermonthica, 1893 nucleotides long. Lineage: Eukaryota; Viridiplantae; Streptophyta; Magnoliopsida; Lamiales; Orobanchaceae. The record is from the annotation of a GenBank genome assembly.
AUGCCUUCCGAUUCGAACGGGGAUGAUCGAAGCCCUAAUUGCGAUACUAGCCCGGACCCUAACCCGAAUCCGGACUCCAUUGACCAGUCACUCGACGCGAUUGAGAGCCAAUUAGCCUCGAUUUCCAUGUCCUCUCGUUCCCCGACGGCGACGCUUGACGAUGAGGACGCUGUGGAAGAAGAAGAGCAAUCGCAGGGCCAGCUAACCAUGGGAAGUGGACCGUUGAAUGAAGAGAUUAAAACGGAAGGAGCUGCUGAUGAUAAGCUUAUUGGAAGUAAUUGGAACGCAGAGGCUUCAGGAUCAGGAGGGAAUGACGAGGGUUCUUCCUCUUCUGUGUGGAGGAAUGUUUUGGAGGCAGAGGAACUUGAGCGGCCGUUGAGUCCGGGCAGUAGUGGUUAUGCCGGCGAGAGGGGCAGUACCAGCGGCGGUGAUGAAAUAAAUGAUGAUGACGAGGAUGAUGAAGGUGGUAAUGAGAUUCCAGAGGUGCAAAACAAUGAGCAUUUGGGAUACCAUGCACAGUGGGUUUCAGGGAAACGUCAUCCUGAUGAGGAUGAUGCUUCAGUUUCUUGGAGGAAAAGGAAGAAACACUUCUUUAUUUUGAGUAACUCCGGGAAACCCAUCUAUUCGAGAUAUGGGGAUGAACACAAGCUAGCCGGGUUCUCUGCAACCUUGCAAGCCAUCAUUUCGUUUGUCGAAAAUGGGGGUGACCGGGUCAAAUUGGUGCGAGCUGGUAAACACCAGGUAGUUUUUCUUGUUAAAGGACCAAUUUACUUGGUCUGCAUAAGUUGCACGGAAGAGGCUUAUGAAUCAUUAACGGGGCAGCUGGAACUCCUCUAUGGUCAGAUGAUACUUAUCCUAACGAAGUCUGUCAAUCGAUGCUUUGAGAGGAAUCCCAAGUUUGAUAUGACGUCUCUGCUUGGAGGAACAGAUGUGGUCUUCUCUUCUCUCAUCCAUUCAUUCAGUUGGAAUCCUGCCACUUAUCUUCACGCUUAUUCAUGUCUUCCCAUGGCUUAUGCGACACGCCAAGCUGCAGGUGCAAUCUUGCAAAAUGUUGCCGGUUCAGGAAUCCUGUUUUCCCUCUUAAUGUGUAAACACAAGGUUAUCAGUCUUUUCGGCACCCAGAAAGCAUCUCUGCAUCCCGAUGAUAUACUGCUGCUCUCCAAUUUUAUUAUGUCUUCUGAGUCUUUUAGGACAUCUGAAUCCUUCUCUCCAAUUUGCCUGCCAAGAUACAAUCCGAUGGCGUUUCUUUAUGCUUAUGUGCACUAUUUUGAUAUUGAUACAUACCUGGUCUUACUUACCGCGAGUUCAGAUGCCUUCUAUCAUUUAAAAGACAGCAGGAUUCGAAUUGAGACUGUACUUGUGGAGUCGAAUGUAUUAAGCGAAGUUCAAAGAUCCUUGGUAGACGGUGGUAUGCAUAUUGGGGAUCUACUUGUGGAACCCACCUCUCGACCAGGAGCUAUGUCUUCUCAUCUCGGUCAACCUAGACUAGCAACAGAUUCCCCUGGAAGAGGUGCAGAUGGAUUUGCUGGAAUUGGUGGGCCUGCGGGACUCUGGCAUUUCAUGUAUAGAAGUAUCCAUCUUGACCAGUUUGUGUCAUCUGAAUUUUCAUAUCCAAUCAACAGCUUGAGACAGCAAAAGAGAUUAUAUAGGGCCUAUCAGAAACUACAUACCUCCAUGCAUGAUAAAGGAAUAGGUCCUCACAAAACCCAGUUUAGAAGGGAUGAAAAUUAUGUGUUACUUUGCUGGGUCACACAAGAUUUUGAACUGUAUGCUGCUUUUGAUCCUCUUGCAGACAAGGCUCUUGCUAUUAAGGUAUGCAAUCGGGUUUGCCAAUGGGUGAAAGAUGUUGAGAAUGAAAUAUUCCUGCUAGGGGCAAAUCCUUUUGCAUGGUGA